AUCGAAAGGAGGAAAAAAACAGCACGAGUCGCACUCAUAGGCCAUAACUCAGUGUCCGAGUCCAACUCGACAAAUUGACGCUCUCUCACUACUCUUCUUCACACAGCGCUGCAAUCUUGCGAUCCACCGUCGUCUCCUUCAGCCACCACACUCCUUGUUCUUCCAUUCCUUCAACUCCUUCCUCAUUCGCCUUCAAUUUCGGUCGAAAAAGGGUUUUUUUGGGUGUAACUUUCUUGGAUCUGGCUCUGCAUUCCCAUUCAAACUGGCUAUGGAUUACGAACCCUACGAUAGUAGCGGAACUGAUGAUGAUCUUCCACCAACACAUCAAAAUAGAAUUCCCAGAGGGGCCCGUCUUGCUGGGAAUGGGAGAUCUGCUGUAGGUUCUAUUUCAUACCCCAGGAUGUACGGUGAAAUUGAUAUGGAAACUCAAAUUCACCAACUCGAACAGGAAGCAUACAGUUCAGUUCUACGGGCCUUUAAAGCUCAAGAUGAUGCAAUUACUUGGGACAAGGAAAGUUUGAUUACAGAACUAAGGAAAGAAUUAAGAUUAUCGAAUGAGGAACACAGGGAACUUCUGGGACGUGUUAACGCUGAUGAUGUCAUACGUAGGAUAAGGGAGUGGAGACAGACAGGUGGCCAUCAGCCUGGUGUGUUGAGUACUGGACAAGCUAUUCAUGAUUCAAUUCCGAGUCCCACAGUCUCUGCAUCCCGUAAGAAGCAGAAGAUAGCGCAAUCUGUACCGUCACAAUCUUUUGGUGGGCCUUCUCCAUUUCACCCACAACCCGUGGCUGCACCUCACCAGCCAUCUUCUUCUGUUGCAAAACGUGGAACUGUUCCUGGAUCUAAGGGCAAGAAGCAGAAACCUGGCCAGGUAUUACCAGGAGUAUCUUCAAUAAAACAACAUCCUUCAUCAGGACCCGGUCUUAGGAAUCAAGUACCUAAUAGAGUGACUUCUGGUACUGUCAUGGGUGCUGAGGGAGCAUCAGUUGAUUCACUGAUUGGUCGGAAAGUACGAACAAAAUGGCCUGAUGACAAUAACUUCUAUGAAGCAGUUAUUGCGGACUACAAUCCAAUUGAUGGUCGACACAAUCUGGUCUAUGACAUGGGGACUGCAAAUGAAACAUGGGAAUGGGUUAAUCUGUCAGAGAUCUCUCCCGAAGAUAUUCAGUGGGUAGGUGUGGAUCCUGGAAUCAAUCAGCGUGGGGGUUUUGGUGCAUCUGGUCCUGGGAUGAAUAGAUCUAUAGGACGUGACAGUGUUCCAGGAGCUGGAAGAGGUAGAGGAGCCACAAAGGGGCAACCCAGAAAAGAUUUAUUGCCAUCACAGAAUGGAAUAGGAAAGAAGGCUCCCGAUGAUAUACAAAUACUUCACACAGAGACACUAAUCAAGGAGGUGGAAAAGGUAUUCAGUGCAAAUCAUCCUGAUGCUCUUGAAAUUGAGAAAGCCAAGAAAGUGUUGAAGGAUCAUGAGCAAGCUCUUAUGGAUGCAAUUGCAAAACUUGCAGAUCUUUCUGAUGGUGAAAGUGAUGAGGCUGGUCACCAUUUCUCACAUGCUCAAUCAAUGGAUCGAGAUUGAUGGAAGACCAAAUUUGUACAAUGGCCAAAGGUGGCGCUGCGGUAGCAACCUCAGAGAGAAGAGUGAACUUCUCUUGUAUUAUGCCAUAAAAUAUAAUUUCCUUGGCAGAUGAUAGCUCUAGGAUUGGGUCUUGUGCAUUAGUCAUUUAAGUAGGAUGGCAAUUAUGUAGACAGGUAAUAAUUAUUUAUUGAGGUUAAAAACUGACUUAGGAUCAGCUGAUGCUUGUAUAAAACGUAUGAUAGUGUGUAAAAUCAUGUAUUUGUGUCAAAUUAUGGGUACACCACUCUUCCAUUGAAAAAAUAAUAACCAUAGGAACUCAAUGACUGAGCUCAGUAAAUUUAAUGUGGAUCUUGCUAUAAAAUCUUGGUUAUGUAUUA
Lotus japonicus is the source of this 1950-nucleotide messenger RNA. Its product is annotated as protein EMSY-LIKE 3-like. Gene Ontology annotation, cellular component: nucleus. NCBI's taxonomy places the organism in Eukaryota, Viridiplantae, Streptophyta, Magnoliopsida, Fabales, Fabaceae. Bases 269 to 1573 code for a protein of 434 amino acids. Gene Ontology annotation, biological process: defense response to fungus. The transcript has 10 exons. The record is from RefSeq and is a predicted model, not a curated record.